UUUCCACACAGCUUAACUCUCCUCUAUAUAAACUCUCUCAGCACUACAAAUCAAACAUCUUCUCUCUCACCUUAUCUCCUAAUUAAAAAAAAAAAGACAAUGUUGACGCAAUUUGUCCCCUCCCCUAAUAACAAAACCCCUUCUAUAGUCUUUCAAUCUUCUUCUUCUUCCUCAAGCCGAUCUUUACCUUUAAUAAAAUCUCUUUCGGUUCUCCAGAAAAGUAAACGGAUCCGAUGUGCGUCAGAGGCGGUGGACACCAAGCAGGUGGCGGCAAUGAGCGCCACACCGGAGGCAGUGGAGGAGCAGCAGGUGGCACUGAGCGCGACGAAAGGCGACACGACGACGGUGAAGGCGGAGGUGAACGUAAAGAUGUCAACAAAUAUAAGCUUGACUCGGGGGCUUGAUGAUAUUGGAGAUUUGCUUGGGAGGAGUGUACUGCUUGAGCUUGUUAGUGCCGAGCUUGACCAGGAGACGGGCGAUGAAAAAGAGACAAUAGGAGCCUAUGCUCACAAGAAGAAGAGCCAAAACAAAGGUGAGGUGAAGUAUGAGGGUGAAUUCUCGGUUCCUAAAGAUUUUGGUGAAAUUGGAGCAAUUUUGGUUGAGAAUGCGCAUCACAAAGAAAUGUAUAUCAAAGACAUAAUUUUAAUGACCGGGGAUGAGACCACUGCUCUUUAUUUUGACUGCCGAUCGUGGGUUCACUCCAAGUUUGAUAACCCGGAGAAGAGAAUUUUCUUCACUACUAAGCAGAUGUACUUACCGUCAGAAACACCCAGCGGCCUUCAGAAGCGGAGGACAAAGGAACUGGAGACCCUGCGCGGGGAUGGGACCGGCGAGCGAAAGUGCUUUGAGAGGAUAUACGAUUACGAUACGUACAAUGAUCUCGGCGAUCCCAACGUUGAGGGGAGAGCGAGGCCGGUCGUCGGUGGCUCUAAGCAGUUGCCUUACCCUAGGCGAUGUCGGACGGGACGGCCUAAAACUAAGAAAGAUCCGCUGUCAGAGGAAAGGAAGAGCAACGUAUACGUCCCAAGAGACGAAGCCUUCUCAGAAGUGAAGCAAAAGACCUUCUCAGCGAAGACUCUUCGUUCGGCGUUUCACGCCCUAGUUCCCUCCAUUAGAUUGUCGAUCACCGACAAAAAGAUUGGUUUCUCAAAAUUCAAUGCCAUUGAUAAGCUCUUUAUGGAGGGUUUGCCUCUCUCAACUGAAGAGGGAGUGGGCGACCUCUUCCAUGCAAUCAUGCCUAGGCUUGUGAAGACUAUUGCUCAAGGUGCUGAAGAUGUACUUAGAUUUGAGACGCCGGCAAUGAUACAUAGAGAUAAGUUCUCUUGGUUCAGAGAUGAAGAGUUCGCACGGCAAACUCUGGCUGGCCUUAAUCCCCUUAGCAUUCAGUUGGUUACCGAAUUACCAUUUUUCAGCGAGUUGGAUCCUGAGAUCUAUGGUCCUGCAGAGUCUGCAUUGACUGAGCAAAUAAUCGAACGACAAAUUAAAGGAGAUAUGACUGUGAAAGAGGCGUUGGAGCAGAAGAAACUUUUCGUGCUGGAUUACCAUGAUUUGCUCUUACCCUUCGUUCACAAGGUCAGGGAGUUAGAAGAUACAACACUGUACGGAUCUCGCACGGUGUUCUUUCUAACUCCUGAAGGAACGCUGAGGCCUGUAGCCAUUGAACUUACAAGGCCAAAGUCGCCGACAAAGCCUCAGUGGAAGCGCGUUUUUACGCACUCUUGGGAUUCUACCGGGACUUGGCUGUGGAGGCAUGCUAAGGCUCAUGUUUGUGCUCAUGAUGCUGGGUUUCACCAACUUUAUAGUCACUGGUUACGGACGCAUUGUAGUACAGAGCCAUACGUAAUAGCAUUGAACCGUCAGCUGAGCGUGAUGCACCCAAUCUACCAGCUACUGCACCCACAUUUCCGAUACACGCUUGAGAUCAAUGCCCUUGCACGUGAGUACCUCAUCAGCCAUGGCGGCAUAAUUGAGACCAGCUUCUCUCCUGGUAAAUACGCCAUGGAGCUAUGCUCUGUUGCAUAUGGUAAGCUGUGGCGAUUUGAUAUGGAAGGAUUGCCAGCUGAUCUACUCAGAAGGGGAAUGGCAGUGGAAGACCCAUCAGCGGAGCACGGCCUCCGAUUAACAAUCGAAGACUACCCCUACGCCAACGACGGCCUCCUCAUUUGGUCCUCCAUCAAAAAAUGGGUCUCCGACUACGUCACCCGCUUCUACCCUACAGAAGCCCAAAUCCAACAAGACUCCGAGCUCCAACAAUGGUGGACCGAGAUCAGAUCCCUCGGCCACGCCGACAAGCAACACGAGCCGUGGUGGCCAACACUGAACUCUCACUCUUCCCUCAUUGAAGCUCUAUCCACCAUCAUCUGGGUCACGUCUGGUCAUCAUGCUGCUGUUAAUUUUGGACAGUAUCAUUUUUCUGGGUAUUUUCCAAAUCGACCCACCGUCACUAGGUUGAAUAUGCCCGUUGAGGAUCUGCAGAGCGAAGAAUAUGAGAAAUUUCUCCAGAAGCCUGAAGCUACGCUGUUACGUUGCUUUCCUUCGCAGGUACAAGCAAACCCUCGGGUUCAGGCGACCGUUGUCAUGUCCAUUUUAGACGUUCUUUCGAACCACUCGCCGGACGAGGAGUAUCUCGGAGAGACUGCGGAGCCGGCGUGGGCGAGGGACGAGGAGAUAAACGCGGCGUUCGAGAGGUUUCAUGGGAGGAUGAAGGAGAUAGAGGGGAUUAUUGACGGCAGGAAUAAGGAUCCUGAGCUUAAAAAUAGAUGUGGGGCUGGGAUUUGUCCAUACGAGCUUUUGAAACCAUUUUCGGAGCCUGGAGUUACUGGAAAAGGAGUUCCAAAGAGUAUCACUAUUUAAAUUUUUGUAGGUCUAUGAAUUGAAUAUGAAGGAAUUGUGUCCUUUAAUCGAAUGUGCAAUUACUAAUUAUGAAAUGGGACAUUUAAUGGAGAUUUACAAUCCGGUUA
This is a messenger RNA of Asparagus officinalis (garden asparagus), 2960 nucleotides long. Its product is annotated as linoleate 13S-lipoxygenase 2-1, chloroplastic-like. The transcript is spliced from 10 exons. Gene Ontology annotation, molecular function: protein binding; oxidoreductase activity, acting on single donors with incorporation of molecular oxygen, incorporation of two atoms of oxygen; metal ion binding. Gene Ontology annotation, biological process: lipid oxidation. The coding region runs from base 100 to 2853 and encodes 917 amino acids. The record is from RefSeq and is a predicted model, not a curated record. NCBI's taxonomy places the organism in Eukaryota, Viridiplantae, Streptophyta, Magnoliopsida, Asparagales, Asparagaceae.